Meleagris gallopavo (turkey) is the source of this 4346-nucleotide messenger RNA. NCBI's taxonomy places the organism in Eukaryota, Metazoa, Chordata, Aves, Galliformes, Phasianidae. The record is from RefSeq and is a predicted model, not a curated record.
UUGUUUGAAGCUAAAAUGGCUGCUGCCCCUGGGGGUGGUGAUACUAAGGAGGAUAUCCGGAAAUUCUUUGGCGUUGUGCCUCCUGGAAAGCAGCAGGGGUGCCAGGCUGUGAAAAAGAGCGAGAAUAAAAACGGGGAAGGAGAAUCAAGUGGGAAGAAGAGGGGAAAGGAAACAAAGGUGAAGAGUUCACCCAGUGAAGAUGUUCCCAAACAAAAGCAGGCAUACAAGAAAAAAAGAAUAAUCUAUGAUUCAGAUUCAGAAGAGGAGGUGCAGUCUGAAAAAACCAAGAAGACAUCAGAGAAGAAAGCAGCGACUCCAAAACUUGGUAAAGUUCUAAAGCAGCAUCCUGUUGUCUAUGUUUCAGAGACAGAUGAAGAGGAUGACUUUGUCAACAAGAGAAUUUCCCUGAAACCAAAGGAGAAUGGGGCAUCAGCAAUCAGUUGUCCAGGAACAGCAGCAGUGAAAAAAGCAGAUGUAAAGGCACAGGCUAAAGCCAAACCAUUAUCUCCGGUGAAACUGACUCCCACCUCAGCUCUUGAUUACUUUGGGACAAGAAGUGUCCAGCGAUCAGAAAAGAAACUGGUAGCGAGUAAAAGGAAGGAACCUUCACAAAGCGGAGACAGCACACUAGAUGAUGAGGCCAUUGCUAGGCAACUGCAGCUUGAAGAAGAUUCGGAGCUGGAGAGACAGCUGCAUGAAGAUGAAGAAUUUGCUAGAACUUUGGCAAUGUUGGAUGAAACCCCACAGAAGAAAAAGGCUCGGAGAGAUUCGGGGGAGCAAACGGUGCUGAGCAUCAAGAGCAGUCCUAAUGCGACGGGAAGAUACAAACAAUCCCAAAGAGCGAAAGCAACAAACUCGGCAGGUGAAGUAAAAGAACAAACUAAAUCUGAAAAUUCAAAAGAGCCUAAUUUACAUCCAUCUGUUGGUGAAAUAGCAAGGGCACUGACGGAGAAAACCUUGCCUUUGAAACCUACCUCAAAGCUUGUGGCUCUAAAACAGAAGGAGGAGACUACUAAAAAGCAAAGUGGCACUCAAAACUUACUAUCAAAAGAAAAAAAUGCUAUGGGGAAAGAAGAGAAAAGAACACCCAAGAAGGAGAAAAUUUCUCCCAAGAAGGCUGAGUCUAUAAGUCCUGAGGACUCUGAAAAGAGACGAAGCAACUAUCAAGCCUACCGAAGCUUCCUCAAUCGCGAGGGUCCGAAAGCUCUGGGUUCCAAAGAGAUUCCUCAAGGAGCUGAAAACUGCUUGGAAGGCCUGACGUUCGUAAUUACAGGAGUUCUGGAGUCCAUUGAAAGAGAUGAGGCCAAGUCUCUGAUUGAACGAUACGGAGGAAAAGUAACUGGCAAUGUCAGCAAGAAGACAAACUAUCUGGUUAUGGGACGAGACUGCGGACAGUCUAAAUGUGAAAAGGCAUCAGCUUUAGGGACAAAAAUUAUUGAUGAGGAUGGCCUAUUUGAUCUUGUUCGAACGAUGCCAGGCAAGAAGUCCAAGUAUGAGCUGGCAGCUGAAACAGAGGCAAAGAAGGCAGAGUCAAGACAUAAAAAGACACCACAGAAAACUGAGUCUGGCAAAAGGAAUUUUAGUCCUCUCAAAAGGGAAGCUGAUAGGAAGAAAAGUAAUUGUACACCUGAAAAGGGAGGUACCUUCAAAUCUGUCAAGAAAGAAGCUACUGCCAUUCGAAAGCUUAAGGACUUUGAACAUCAAACUGUGCAGAAGAAAGAAGCCCCCAAAUCUAAGGGGACCUUGGUUUCUGAGAGCAGUGAAAAUAAAACAGAGACAUUACUAUGGGUAGAUAAAUACAAGCCUGCAUCUCUUAAGGCGAUAAUUGGACAGCAGGGUGAGCAGAGCUGUGCCAAUAAACUCCUCCGAUGGCUUCGAAGCUGGUACAGGAAUACCUCAGAAGAUGGACAAGCAAAGACCAACAAAUCUGGAGGCAAAGAUGAUGGUUCUAGUUUUAAAGCAGCAUUGCUCUCUGGUCCACCUGGAGUUGGUAAAACUACCACAGCUUCUUUAGUUUGUAAGGAACUGGGGUACAGCUAUGUGGAGCUGAAUGCCAGUGACACUCGAAGUAAGAACAGUCUAAAGGAAGUAGUUGCUGAAUCACUGAACAACACCAGCAUCAAAGGCUUCUGUUCUGGCACAUCCUCAUCAGUUAGCGGGAAACAUGUAUUGAUCAUGGAUGAAGUGGAUGGUAUGGCAGGCAAUGAAGACAGAGGAGGGAUUCAGGAACUGAUUGGUUUGAUUAAACACACAAAGAUACCCAUCAUCUGUAUGUGUAAUGACCGAAACCAUCCGAAAAUUCGUUCCUUGGUCCACUAUUGUUUUGAUCUUCGUUUUCAGAGACCUCGUCUAGAACAGAUUAAGGGUGCCAUGAUGUCUAUUGCAUUUAAAGAAGGUUUGAAAAUUCCACCACCUGCUAUGAACGAGAUAAUCCUGGCAGCAAAUCAAGACAUCAGACAGGUUUUGCAUAAUCUCAAUAUGUGGUGUGCAAAAGAUAAAUCAUUGACUUACGAUGAGGCCAAAACAGACGCUGGCAGAGCCAAAAAGGAUAUCAAACUGGGCCCUUUUGAUGUUGUCCGGAAAGUUUUUGCUGCUGGAGAGGAGGCUUCUCGUAUGUCUCUUAUAGACAAAUCAGAUCUCUUCUUCCAUGACUAUUCCCUAGCACCUCUCUUUGUCCAAGAGAACUAUGUGCAUGUGAAACCUGCUGCUGCUGGAGGAGAUUUGAAGAAACACUUGAUGCUCUUGAGUAGAGCUGCUGAUAGUAUAUGUGAUGGUGAUCUGGUGGACAAACAGAUUCGUACCAAGCAAAACUGGAACCUUCUACCGACACAGGCUAUUUAUUCGAGUGUUCUUCCUGGGGAGCUGAUGAGAGGUUACAUGUCCCAGUUUCCUGUCUUUCCCAGCUGGCUGGGGAAAUUUUCAUCCACGGGCAAACACGAACGUAUCAUCCAAGAACUGGCAAUGCACAUGAGUCUGAGAACCCAAGCAUGCAAGAGGACAGUAAAUAUGGAAUAUUUGUCACAUCUGCGUGAUGCACUCAUCCAGCCACUGAAAGCCUUUGGAGCAGAUGGGGUACAAGAUGCUAUAGCAUUCAUGGACUCUUACUGCCUGAUGAAAGAAGACAUUGAAAACAUAAUGGAAAUAAGCAUGUGGGGAGGUAAACCCAGUCCUUUUUCAAAGCUGGAUCCCAAGGUCAAGGCAGCUUUUACACGUGCCUACAACAAAGAGGUGCAUCUGACUCCAUAUUCCCUUCAUUCUGUGAAGUUGUCAAGACAGCAGUCAGGAUCCAUGGGGACCUCUGAACUGAACGGAGAACUGAAUGUGGAAGAGAUCCAAUCUGAGGAGGAGGAGCAAGAUACUGUUGAAAGUGAUGCAAUGAUCAAGCAAAAAAAGGUGAAGUCUUCCAAGCUGCCAAAAAGAGAGAAAAAUGAAGAAACAACAAAAAAAGAAGGUAAAAGAAAAGAGAAAACAAGACAUUAAACAGAAAAAUCUUGCUCUGGAAGUGACUUUGUUUAUCUAACUUCUGUCAGGAACAUUUAACUGAUCUGGUGAUAAAGAACCAGUGCAUUGAAAAUGUUCCUCUUAUAGAGGAGCUGUAGCUCCUGUUGUCCCAGGGGGCAGUGCUGUAUGUACCGAACGUGCUGUGUUACAAGCCAUAACUACUCUUGUAGAACAAGCACCAGGGUGCAUGAACAUGAUGCAAAUGUAAUGUGUAGUCACCUGGUGUUUAUGCAAGUCUUCACAUGACUGUUUUUAUAAUAAAUCCUCUGUUAUUAUGUACUGAAAUCUUGUAAAUAGUAAAUCCUAAUCUGCAUAUUUGUACAUUAUAGCAAUUAAGCAGUGUAUAGAAUUACAAUAAAAUGUGUUUCACAGGACGUUUCUAUUUUUGCUUAAGGGCACAGCACGUUCUGGCAGAAGUUCUGAUUUUGCUGCAUCUAUCAGGCUUUUUUUUUUUUUUUUAACUGACCCCAUAGCCAUAAAAAAGCAAAGCAGAGGGGGAUUUAGUUCCAAAACUUGUUGUGUUUAAAUUUUAUAGCUGCAAUUAAAGCCAGAACAAAAUACCUAAAAACUUACGAACUGUUUAACAGAAACUGAAGUGAUGAAAGCUCAGAACUGAUGCUGAAUAUGUGAACAAGGGCUUCUGCCACUGCUGGCCUGCUUGGUGUAAAUGAAGCAAAGAAAAAAAAAAAGCAAUACCCUCUGUAUACUUAAGGGCCAAUGUUAAAUCUGCACCUCAACAACUUGAAGGAUUGAGAUGCAGCCUUAAACUCUUGAACACUGAACUUUCCUUGCUGGGAAACAUGGCUACUGCCCUUUCAAAUGAGCCCUGCUAUCUAAUUAAAAAA